Molecule: messenger RNA, 1650 nt
Organism: Aureobasidium vineae
Lineage: Eukaryota; Fungi; Ascomycota; Dothideomycetes; Dothideales; Saccotheciaceae
Source: the annotation of a GenBank genome assembly
AUGCUAGAAUCGGCACAUCCUGCUCAUGAGCAGCCUUCAUGGCGUGGCAGCAGCUCAGAAUCACUAGAAGCAAAUAGAGUCGAUGAGCAGCAGCGUAUAGCCAACGAGAAGUCACAUACCAGCCAAGAACUCGACCCAGAUGUGGAAAUCGUGGAUUGGGAUGGACCCAACGACCCGGAAAAUCCGUAUGUUCUACUUACCAUCUCAGACAAGAUAAGGCUAACUCAUAUCUGUAAAGGNUUCAACUGGCCAGUACGAAAGAAAUGGAUCCUCACAUCGGUGGCUCUUUUUGGAACAUUCAUUGCACUUUUGAACGGAACAUCCAUGGCUGUCGCCGCCGAAGCCUACAACCGCGACUUUGGCAUUAGCGAUGCACACUUUCCACACUCAUACUGGCCUAUUGCGAGUUGGGCGAUAGGUGGUGGCGUCUUCAUGAUGGUCCUACUACCCAUCUUCGAGGAUUAUGGAGUCAGAUGGGGCUACCUGAUAUCCUACAUUGUCCUGAUCAUCUUCAUCGUACCUUCGGCAGUGGCCCAAAACUUUGCAACACUGGUGGUUACACGCUUUAUUGCUGGCGGAUGCGUCUCACUACUGGGAAACACCAUUAGCAGUAUCAUCUGCGAUAUCUGGGCUGGUGACCGUGGCAGGACGGUACCCAUGGAACUCUACAUUACCGUCUAUCUAUUUGGCAGUACUAUGGGUCCUGUGGUCGGCGGUGCCAUCUACCAGUUUCUCAGCUGGCGCUGGAUCUUCUACAUCCAGAUCAUCUGGUACUGCGCUUUCAUCCCGCUCUUCUUCUUCACCAUCAAGGAGACUCGUGGCUCGGUUAUCCUCAAGCAGCGCGCCAANAAGAUUCGUGCAGCGACUGGAAAGAAAGCGUAUACGCGCGACGAACUGAACCACAUCCCUGUCUGGCAGAUCGUGAAGACGUCGGUACAAAGACCAGCAUACAUGCUUUGCACCGAGUGGGUAGUGUUUUCACUUACUCUGUGGUCCGCCUUUGCUGUCGGUCUUGUCUACCUCUUUACUCAAAGCAUCGAAGAGGUCUUUACAGGUCUAUACGGCUGGCCAGCCUACAGCACCGGUUACGUCCAGGGCGCCGUUGGCAUUGGAGAACUGCUUGGGUUCUUCGUCUCGUACGCCAACAUCUACUUUUACCAGCGGUCUGCCAAGUCUAACCCCAUUGAUCCUGGUACUCCUGUUCCGGAAGCUAGACUUUACAUGUCUCCUGUGGGAGGCUUCUUUGGCAUGACGGGAGGUAUGUUCAUCUAUGCAUGGACAUCGUACCCGCAUAUCCCUUGGAUUGCUCCCGCGAUUGGACUAGCAAUGGUUGGGUUUGGCAUCAAUAUUGUUUGUGCCUCCAUUGCGCAAUAUCUCAUGGACGCGUACUCCAAGUAUGCUGGCUCGGCAAUUGCAGCGGUGGCAUUUGGCGAGAAUGUGUUUUCUGCCUUUUUACCUCUGGCUGCGCAGAGCAUGUAUACCAAUCUUGGAUAUCAAUGGGCGAGCUCAGUGUUGGCGUUCUUGUCGUUGGCACUGGCUUGUGCGCCUAUCAUUUUGUUGUUGAAGGGGCCGGAGAUCAGAGCGAGGAGUCCGUUCAUUCAGGAGGCGAGGUAUGAGCAUGAUGUCAAGGGUAGUGUUGAAGAAGCUUGA